Messenger RNA from Rangifer tarandus platyrhynchus (Svalbard reindeer), 2571 nucleotides. Lineage: Eukaryota; Metazoa; Chordata; Mammalia; Artiodactyla; Cervidae. The record is from the annotation of a GenBank genome assembly.
AUGCCCCCUGAAGGGCUGGGUGUCCAGCAAAAGAUAAGGACAAGGUGUGGAUUCUGGGGAGAGGACUCAGGUCAGACUGGCCUGGGGAUCACAGAGGGGUGCUGGGGCGCCCCCGACCCCGUCCGUCCCCAGAUCUUCCUGGCUGGGCAGACAGGCCCCGGGGGCGUCGUGGGCCUGGACGACCUCAUCCUGUCUGACCACUGCAAGCCAGUCCCAGAGCCGGCCAGCCCCUCUCCUGGGCUCUGGGCCCCCGGCCCCUGGCCCCAGCCGUCCAGCCUGCGGCCUCAGAGCUUCUGCGAGCCCGGACACUUCUUCUGUGGGGAGUUGUGUGUCCCCCCGGAGCAGCUGUGUGACUUCCAGGAGCAGUGCCCGGGGGGCGAGGAUGAGCAGGAGUGUGGCACCACGGACUUCGAGUCGCCCUCAGGCGGGGGCUGGGAGGACGCCAGCGUGGGGCGGCUGCAGUGGGCGCGCCUCCCGGCCCCGGACUGGGGCGGGCCCGGCCCGGAUGCCCGCGGGGCUGCUGGACACUUCCUGGCCGUGCAGAAGGCCUGGGGACAGCUGAGCGAGGAGGCCCGGGUGCUCACACCCAUCCUGGGCCCCUCGGGCCCCCACUGCGAGCUCCGCCUGGUUUACUAUCUUCAGAGUCACCCCCGAGGCUUCCUGGAGCUGGUUGUGGUGGAGGGCAGCCGCCGCGAGCUGGUGUGGCAGGCCCCGGGCAGCACUGCUGGGGGCUGGAAGGUGGACAGGGUCCUUCUUGGGGCUCGCCGCCGGCCGUUCCAGCUGGAGUUGGUCGGGCUGGUGGACGUGGACGGCCCCGGGCAGCAGGGCGCAGGGGUGGACGACGUGGCGCUCACGGGCUGCAGCCCUGCAGCAGCCGCUGAGGAAGACUCAGAGGUCUCCUGUAACUUUGAGCGGGGGACCUGUGGCUGGCACAGUGGCCACUUCACAGAUGCCCAGUGGCACCGGGUCGGGAGCCAUGGCCCGAGGUACGACCACACCACGGGCCAAGGCCACUUCGUGCUCCUGGAUCCCGCGGACCCUCCCGCCCGGGGCCCCGCUGCCCACCUGCUCACCCAGCCCCAGGCGCCCACAGCCCCUCGGGAGUGUCUCUCCUUCUGGUUCCACCUCCACGGUCCCCAGAUCGGGACUCUGCGCCUGGCCAUGAGGCGAGAAGGGGAGGCAGAAACGCACUUGUGGUUCCGGUCUGGCACCCACGGCAAUCGCUGGCACGAGGCCUGGGCCACCCUCCACCACCCGCCGGACGCGGGCAAGUACCAGCUGCUGUUUGAGGGCCUCCGGGACGGGUACCGCGGCAGCAUGGCGCUGGACGACGUGGCCCUGCGGCCCGGGCCCUGCUGGGCCCCCCGGCGCUGCUCCUUCGAGGACUCUGCCUGUGGCUUCUCCACGGGGGGCCGGGGCCUCUGGACUCGCCAGGCCAACGCCUCGUGGGGCCCCCACACUGACCAUACCACGGAGACGGCUCAGGGUCACUACAUGGUGGUGGACAUGAGCCCGCAGGCCUUGCCCCGUGGCCGCGCGGCCUUGCUGACCUCGGAGGAGCACCGCCCCCUGCUGCAGCCCGCCUGCCUGACCUUCUGGUACCACCUGAGCCUCCGCAACCCGGGCACCCUGAAGGUCCAUGUGGAGGAGGCCAGCAGGCAGCAGGCACUCAGCGUUAGCUCUCGCGGAGGAGCCGCCUGGCGCCUGGGCAGUGUGGACGUGCAGGCCGGGCGGGCCUGGAGGGUGGUGUUCGAGGCGGUGGCCGCCGGCGUGGAGCACUCCUACGUGGCGCUGGACGACCUGCUCCUCCAGGACGGGCCCUGCCCCCUGCCAGCUUCCUGUGACUUUGAGGCUGGUCUGUGUGGCUGGAGCCAUGUGCCCCGGCCCGGCCUGGGCGGGUACAGCUGGGACUGGGGCAGCGGCGCCUUGCCCUCCCGCUACGCGCAGCCCCCUGUGGACCACACGCUCGGCACAGAGGCAGGCCACUUUGCCCUCUUUGAGACCAGCGUGCUGGGCCCUGGGGGCCAAGCGGCCGGGCUCGUCAGCCAGCCUCUGCCGCCCAGCACGGCCGCCUGCCUGCGCUUCUGGUACCGCAUGGACUUCCCCGAGCACUUCCACCAGGGCGAGCUGAGGGUCCUCCUGAGCAGCACGCAGGGGCAGCUGGCCGUGUGGGGCGCGGGCGGGCGCCGACGGCACCAGUGGCUGGAGGGCCAGGUGGACGUGGCCAGCACCGUGGAGUUCCAGGUCGUGUUUGAAGCCACACUGGGCGGCCAGCCGGCCGUGGGGCCCAUCGCCCUGGAUGACGUUGAGUACCGGGCUGGGCAGCGGUGCCGGCUGCCUACACCCAGCCAGGGGGACGGGGCGGUGGCCGCACUGGUGCCGGCUGUGGUCGGCGGCGUCCUCCUCCUCCUCGUGCUGCUGCUGCUCGGGGUCGCGGGCCGGCGCUGGCUGCAGAAGAAGGGGGGCUGCCCCUCCUGGGGCGAGAUGGACGCCAUGGCCCCCGGCUUCGACAACAUUCUCUUCAGUGCGGACCGCGUCACCCUGCCAGCAUCAGUCACCAACGGCCAGUAG